This is a messenger RNA of Odocoileus virginianus texanus, 6958 nucleotides long. NCBI's taxonomy places the organism in Eukaryota, Metazoa, Chordata, Mammalia, Artiodactyla, Cervidae. The record is from RefSeq and is a predicted model, not a curated record.
UUUCCCGAAGUGUUUUUCUUUGGGGCAGGGUUUUUUUUUGUUGUUGAAAAUUUUAUUUAUUAAUAUUAUUUCUUUGACUAGCUGGUAAAUGUUGGUGGUACGAAAUUUAAAAGGAUAACCAGCAACAGAUUCUGAGUGUUUUCUGAUUAUUUCUUUUAUAACUGCUUGGUUCAUGGCUGCAAUAUCUUACUUCUCUGGAGCUAUUGAUGAUACUUUUGUUUUUUAAAGAUUGUUUUCCUCCCUGCCUCACAUCCAUUUCCUCACUUCCUCCUCCCCCUGUCCCCCACCCCCAUCUGUUUUGGUCUCUGUCAGACGUGUAAGAGCCUUUUCUUGAUGUCUUGGUAGUCCAGUUGUUUGCUGACUCUAAACAACGGAAAGCCAGAAUUCUAACUGGAAGCUCUCAGCAUGUGGGAGGGAGGGUCUUGCCAUCUUGGAGCCUGUGUAAGGGAUCUGGCAUUUGCUGGUGAACAGUUUUCCCCCAGCUCUUGUUAUUUUAGCCUUGCUGCCUUCACUCCCAGGCCAGUGGUUCCUGGGGCCGCUAGGGCCUGAGCCUCUAGAGGAUUUAUUGGUGUAACUUGGGUUGUUGCUCAGUUUGUCUACUGUUGGGUGAGGAUUCAGUUUUCUUGGAUCUGCUCAGUUAUUACUUUUUCAUCUGCUUUUCAGUUAGCAAAUUAUAUUGCUAUUGUCCCCUUGUUGUGUUGUCCAUCCUAGUGGGUGUUUCGUUUGGAGAUUUUUUCAUGGGAGGAGGGGGUCUUAAAUUCAAAAGGAGGAAGCAAAAUUCAGUGUACUUGUUGAACCUGCCAUCUUACUCCAGAACUCCUUGAAACAUUUUCUGAAUUUCCUUGCCCCUUUCUGGCAGAACCGAGCUCCUUUACAAGCCCGAUGGAAUAUAGUUCUCAGCUUUAAAGCAUUGCCCAUCUUGAUCAUUGACACAUUCACAGACAUAGUUCUCAGUAUUUGACUAUUUCCAGAAAUCAAAUACAUCUUCCUAAGUGGAUAUUUACCACGUUCAAGAUUUUGCAAAAAGAAGCACCGUUGGUUGUUUCUGACACACUGACUGAGAAGUAAUGGGUCCCGUGGGACAGCAGGCUCCUGUGACGUUUGACGACAUCACGGUGUACUUGCUUCAGGAGGAGUGGGUGCUGCUGAGUCAGCAACAGAAGGACAUCUGUGGUUCUGACAAGAUGGUGGCACCCCUGGGACCAAGUAUUGCCAGCCCAGAGCUGUUAUAUAAAUUUGAGCGAGGGCCAGAGCCAUGGCUUGCCAGUGUCCAAGGCCAGAGGAGUCACUUGAGCCCCAACCCAGGGAAAAACAAGAUGGGCUUCAUGGAGGAAAUGGACAUGCAGUGCCCAUCCAGAGAAGCUGGGCUAUACCUGCCUCCUCAGAAGGAAGCCUGUCUGUCCCACUUCAGCUCAGAGAGAGACAGCGUCCAGGGACACUGUGCAGGAAGAAGCAGCAAACCCUCCAAGCCCCGAUCCAUCCAGAAGUCGUGGUUUGCGCAGUUCCCGUGGCUGGUCAUGAAUGAGGAGCGUACGGCUCUCUUUUGCUCUGCUUGCCGGGAAUACCCAUCUGUCAGGGACAAGCGGUCAAGAUUAAUAGAAGGUUAUACUGGACCAUUCAAGGUGGAGACUCUCAAAUACCACGCCAAGAGCAAGGCCCAUGUGUUCUGUGUCAAGGCCUUGGCUGCACGGGACCCCCGCUGGGCAGCCCAUUUCCGGAGCACCCAGGAGGUGUCUGGUGAUGUACUGGCCAGCCAGGGGCCCUUCUUCCCUGCAGAUUAUUCCAUAUUUUACCCCCCAGGGCCUCUGGAGGCCUGUGAUAAUGUGGCCCAGCUCCUGCCCAGCUCAACAGCCGCCCUGGGGGACCCUGGAGGGAAUGGAGCAAUUCCUGCAUUGUACCUGGACCGCAUCCCUGAUUUCAGGCAAACAGAAAUCGUUGAUGACGUCCGCAGCUCCUCAGAUGAUAACAUUUUAUGUAAUGACUCUGCCGAACCCUGUGGCCAGGAUCCUUCUGAGGAGGGGCUGUUGGAGGCGCUCCCGGUGGUGUUUGAGGAUGUGGCAGUGUAUUUCACCCGGGAGGAGUGGGGUGCGCUAGACAAGCGGCAGAAGGAGAUGUACAGAGACGUGAUGCGGAUGAACUAUGAGCUGUUGGCGUCCCUGGGGCCUGCUGCUGCCAAACCAGACCUAAUCUCAAAACUGGAGCGGAGAGCUGCACCCUGGAUCAAGGACCCACACGGGCCAAAGUGGGGGAAAGGCCGUCCUCCAGGGAAAAAGAAGACAGUGGCCGUUAGAGACGCGCACACACAGGCCUCGGCUGUAGAGUCCACGUGGCUUCCAGUUCCUUCUGUGGAAACAUGUACCUCCUACUGCAGGCCCCACCUUUGUGGAGUGGAGGCAGAUGGACAGGCGAAAAUCAAGAGGACUUACAGGCCCCGCUCCAUUCAGAGGUCGUGGUUUGGGCAGUUCCCGUGGUUAGUGAUCGACCCCAAAGAGACCAAGCUCUUCUGCUCAGCUUGCAAAGAAAGGCCUAGUCUCCACGACAGAUCAUCCCGGCUGGUCCGCGGCUACACAGGCCCUUUCAAAGUGGAGACUUUAAAGUACCACGAAGUCAGCAAAGCACACAAGCUCUGUGUCAACACCAUGGAAGUCAGGGAGGAUGCCCCGCAGGCCGCCCUGGUCCCCGAGAUCUCCAGUGACCUGAUGGCCAACAUGGAGCACUUUUUCCACGCCGCCUACUCAAUCGCGUACCACUCGAGGCCCCUGAACGACUUUGAGAAGAUCCUGCAGCUCCUCCAGAGCACGGGGACCAUGCUUCUGGGUAAGUACCGAAACCGUACCGCCUGCACUCAGUUCAUCAAGUACAUUUCUGAGACUCUGAAGAGGGAGAUCCUGGAGGACGUGCGCAACUCCCCAUGCGUCAGCGUGCUGCUGGACAGUGUCACGGACGCCUCCGACCAGUCGUGCGUGGGCAUCUACCUCCGGUACCUGAAGGGGACGGAGACGAAGGAGUCCUACCUCACGCUGGCCCCCCUCCACAGCGAGACGGCGGACGGGUACUUUGAGACCAUCAUCUCGGCCCUGGACGAGCUGGACAUCCCCUUCCGGAAGCUGGGCUGGGUGGUGGGCCUGGGGACCGACGGCUCCGCCCCGCUGCGCUGUGGGGGAGGCCUGGUGGAGAAGCUGCAGGAGAUCCUGCCCCGGCUGCUGCCGGUGCACUGUGUGGCCCACCGGCUCCCACUGGCCGUGGUCGACGCCUGCGGGGCCAUCGACCUGGUCAAGAAGUGUGACCGGCACAUCCGAACCGUCUUCAAGUUCUACCAGUCCUCGAACAAGAGGCUGAACGAGCUGCAGGAAGGCGCGGCUCCCCUGGAGCAGGAAAUGGUCCGCCUGAAGGACCUGAAUGCGGUCAGGUGGGUGACCAGUGAGAGCCGCACGCUGAGGGCACUCACCCUGAGCUGGCCCGCCCUGGCCAGGCACCUCCAGAGCGUGGCGGACGCGGGGGGGCAGGUUGGGCACAGGGCCCAGGGCGUGCUGAAGCUGAUGCAAGGCUUCCAUUUCCUCAAGUUCUGCCACUUCCUCUUGGACUUCCUGAGCAUCUACCGGCCUCUGUCUGAGGUGUGCCAGAAGGAGAUGGUGCUGAUCACCGAGGUGAACGCCACGCUGGGGCGGGCCUAUGUGGCACUGGAGACCCUCCGCCACCGGGCAGGCCCCAAAGAGGAAGAGUUCAAUGCCCGCUUCAGGGAUGGGCGGCUCCAUGGCAUCGUGCUGGACAGGCCUGAGACGGCAGAACAGCGGUUCCAGGCAGACAGGGAGAGAGUGGUCCUGACGGGGAUCGAAUACCUCCAGCGGAGGUUCGAUGCCGACCGUGCCCCGCAGCUCAGGAGCAUGGAGGUGUUUGACACCAAGGCCUGGCCGAGUGGGGUGGCCCUGGCCAGUUUUGGGAAUGACGACAUCCUAGCCCUGGCCAGGUAUUUUGAGCUCUCACUGCCCCCAGGAUACAGAGAGGAGGCGCUGCUGGAGGAGUGGCUGGGCCUGAAGGCCAUGGCCCAGAACCUGCCGUUCUCCAUGCUGUGUAAGCACGCACUGGUCCAGCACCGCCGCUUCCCCCUGCUCAGCCGGCUCGUGGCCCUGGUGGUCUGCGUGCCCGUCUCCACCUCCUGCUGUGAGCGUGGAUUCAGUGCUAUGAACCGGAUCAGGACUGAUGAGAGGACCAAGCUCUCCAACGAGGUGAUCAACAUGCUCAUGAUGACGGCCGUGAACGGUGUGGCGGUCACAGAGUACGACCCCCAGCCCGCCAUCCAGCACUGGUACCUGACCUCCUCAGGCCGGCGGUUUAGCCACGUCUACACCUGUGCCCCAGUGCCGCCCCGCUCCCACACAAGGGCGGGACUCAGGAAGAAGACUGGCACGUUCUGCACGGAGGAGCCCGCCGCCCAGAAGCUGCCCAGCCCAUCUUGCAGGGACCCGGUGGAUGUCCUGGAGCCUCCUGAGAGGCUCCUGUGUCCCCUCCCUGGCCAGGAGGCCCCAGGCUGUCCUGCCAAAGCGCUCCUGUAGGAGCAGGAAUCCAAGGGGUUCAUUCCUUGGAGCCCCCUUACUGCCCUGGCCCUGUGAUCAUGGUGACAGGCCCUGGGAUUCGAGGCUGCUGAGUCUUCGUUGGGUGGGACUCUAAGCACUGGGAGGCGGGCAGCGACAAGGCAGUUAAAGCCACACCCCCAUGGAGGCAGGGGGUCUGGAAGCCACGGCCUGUUUCCUGGGGCCCUUCUCUGGGCCCAGGGGACCUCCCAGCACUUAAAUAUGUAGACACGUUCUAUCUCAAGCUCACGUUCAAGGUGCUUCAGCAUGUAAUCCCAUCAUGAAAUCCCCAGCUUCUGGUGACAAGAGGACUUUUCUGAAGUGGGAAUGACAGCUGGGGGAAGGGGCUUGAAGGAGCACUCCUGCCCCUGGGUAGUUGGGGAGCAUCCAGGGGCCGCGCACAGUGAGCGGGCAGGGAGGCACGAGGUGAGGGCAGAGGGUGAGCAGGACUGGGGCCGGCCUGGCUCCGGGCUGUGUCUCCCUCACUGCACGGCAGAAGCAGGGAGGCCUCGACCUCACACAGGAGACUCCCCUCAGAGGCUGUCUCUGCCUCGUCGCGGGGCCUGCCUCUAGGAUGCAGCAAGAGAACCCCUGCACCCUGAGCAGCCAACAGCUCCUGGACGGGAGGAGUGGCUCCCUGGAGGGGCCCAGCGCUUCCCACCAGUCCAGCCCCUAGGUCAUACCGAGCCCUAGAUUUCUGCGGAGCAGAGCGCCCCCCAGGAACUUCGUGGGCUCACUCAAGCCUGAGAAGACCACUCCGGCGGCACAGAGGGUGUCUCACACGAUUCGGUUCCCCUUGCCUCUUGUCGUCUCCCCUUCCACCCAGAAGUAGGGCAUGUUUCCUUCCAGGGCAGCUGCCCUUGGGAGGCCUAGGCUGCUUGUCUAGCCAAGGAUGAUGUGGUGUCUGCCUCCUGCCUUCCUUCCCACAGGUGGGAAACCAGGGGAGCUUGUAGGGAAGGCUUCUGUCUUUCUCUGGCUUUAGAUGGUCAGGAAGUAGUGCUCCAUCCUGGCUUGCUGCCGGGCCCCAGGUGGGGUUCCUGCUCUGUGCUUCAGGCCCAAGCAGUCUGACCCUUGAGCAGACCCUGGAAGGGUGCUGAGAGCAGCUGAUGGUACCGAGUGCCUCGUGGGCAGAACCAAUGUUCCUGACUCUGCCUUACCGCCAUCACUUUCCUGUUUCUUUCAGCUUUGAGCCAAGAAUUCUGUUCUCACUUCCUGCCUUUUAACCUGUGGCACUGUCUCCCUUCCAGCACUGUGUCCUGGGGGCUGAGGUGUACUGUGGGCCCUUGGAACUCUGGCCAUGUUACUGUCCAUGCAGCCAAGAUGGAGCCCAGACCUCCCGCCCCAUUCACAUGGGCCUCUCCAGGGAGUUGAGGAGUCUGCCCUCGGCCAGUUGCCGAGGGUAUGAAUUGGUGGGAUGGAAGAGAGAAGGGCCCUUUCAAGUGGGGGUUUUAUAGCUCCCACCUGACCCGUCGGGAUUCCCACUGAGUGACGUUCCAGCAGCAUCCUCUCCGUGGCAGCUUUCAUCCUUUAAGACUCCUCAGAGCAAGAGAUUAGUCCUGCGAGCACCACUGCACAAACUCCAUGUGAGGCGGAGGCCCGCCCGAGACACCCCCUGCCCCUCCACACCUGUGCUCUGAGAAAGCCUCCAGUGCCAGCUGUGAGAAACUUGGGCCCCUUGAGCAGGGGGCUACUGAAAAUGCUGUUUAUCAUGGGGGUUUACACUGCCCGGUUCCUCAAGGAGCACAGCCGUGCUCUGGCUCCCCUCUUGGUAGCUCAUGGAAGAGCGGACGCUGACCAUUUUGUGCAGGACCGCGGGGCCGAAGCAUGGUGAGACUCCCCCUUGCCCAGGCUGACCUCUGCGUUUGUUUCAAGAGUCUGGCAGCUUUAGGCCCCAGGGCCUGGAGACCCCGCUGUUGGAGAGCUUGCUGACUUUUGCCUGGAGAAAACAAGCUGAAGGGCGCUGGGACUGGAAGGAGCGAGCUCUCUGUCUUUGGCCAGAGUCCUACCCCUGCCUCCACCCUCGUUCCCCACCUGUGGUCUCCAUCGCGAUGCCCAAAGGGCUGACAAGCUCAGUGACCAGCAGUGUAACCGACAACGUGAGUUCAAUAGCCAUAGAGACCAGGCAGGAGGCGGGGAUCCCGCCCCCGCCCUAGCCAGACAGGGAGGAGGUCUACUCCUCCAGACCUUUUGCUUCCCUCAAACCCAGGUUCAGUUCCUAGGGUGCUAAGUACCUAAGGACCCGGUGAUGAUGGGCCUGUUCCCUCCAUCCAGGAGUCUGUCUGCUGAGGUCCACUUCUCUGGUUUCAAACAUGUACAUAAUACGGUUUAAGAAAACCAUGUUCGAUUCUCAACCUUUUGCUAUCUGAAUAAAGCAGAGCUUUUCCGCA